This is a messenger RNA of Phaedon cochleariae (mustard beetle), 1114 nucleotides long. Lineage: Eukaryota; Metazoa; Arthropoda; Insecta; Coleoptera; Chrysomelidae. The record is from the annotation of a GenBank genome assembly.
GAAACAGAUACCCCACCUAUUCACGAACUCACUGAGAGCGUAUAGCAGAAUAUCAAUUGAUAUAUUUUAAAUUAGUUUAUCCACUGUCACCGGAGGUGUAACGUAGCAAGCCUUACUACAUUUUGAACUGACAAACUCGUCGAAUAUGCCUGAUGAUCGUCCUCGGACCAAUUCGACAAGUUCACAAUCAUCAAUUUCGAAUGAAGAAAUAGCAAAAUUACUGAAAAACCUUACGGAGCAAAGCAACCAAAUUAUUCAACAAAAUACCGCAAUCAAACAAGAUGUUGUGCAAAUUAAUGAAAAUAUAUCAGAUAUAAAAAUUGAGCUAAGUUCUGCCAACAAGAAAAUAUCUGAACUAGAAUCUGAAAAUCGUGAACUGAAGAAGAAAAUCGAAACCAUUGAGAGAAAGAAUAGAAAAUACAAUAUUGUUUUAUAUGGAUUAGAAGAAACAAAUAACCAAAUCAAAAGCGAUCUCUUGAAAGUGAUAAAUGAAAAAUUGAACGUGACAUGCGAUAAAAAUGAAAUACGAGACUGCCAUCGGAUAGGAAAAGAAACUAAUGAAAUCAAUAAACAUAGACCAAUAGUAGCCGAGUUAUCAACAUAUGAAUUAAAACAAGAAAUACUGUCCAAGGCCAAAACCCUAGAGAAAGGAAGUAGAUUAUUCAUUACACAAGACUACACACCAGAAGUAUACGAAAAGCGGAAGCUGCUCCACAAAAAUCUUGUCUUAGCCAGACAGAGGAACUAUUCUGCUUACAUUCAGAAUAAUACAUUAUUCGUGAACGGAGACAAAUAUACAUACGAAGAUCUAUCCCAAAAUAACAAUCAAAUCGAAAACUUGCCAACUGUACCGAUCAAGGGGAUCCGAGACGAGGGAACAAACAAGGAACCAAGAGGAGAGAAGAGACAGCCCGAAGGUACUCCACCAGAAGCAGGGAAGCCAGCAACUAAACCAAAAGUUACAUACACAAAUAUCAGGUCGUCGAACCGCCUUCAAUCUACGACUAGUAAACAUACAUAGAAAUUGACUUUCAGCUCAAUUAAUAAUAACGUGAUUUCUUUUUCUUUUUCAAUAUUGUGUGAUUAUAUCAAUCAUUUAAAUCUAUACUUUCAC